AUGCCAUAUGCCCACCGUACAAGGCUAUGUCUUCUUCAUUCACAGCCGCUUCCAUCACGAGACACUUACAAAUUUGAUAAUGUUGAAGAUGCUGUAGCUUUAUUUAAUUGCAAGGUUGAUAUGCAUCUGCAGCCAUCGAUUGUGGAAUUGACCAAAAUCUUGGGAACGAUUAUAAAUAUGAAGUCAGAUGGUUUUGUACUCUCGAUAAUGAGCAAGUUUGUUAAGUGGGGUUUUAAGCCAAGUGUUGUAACUUUUACUACUCUAAAGAAGGGGUUGUGCCUUAAUGGUAAGAUUUUGGAUGCACUCUACAUUAAUGGUAAAAUAUUUGCAAAAGGAUUAUGGUUUGAUGAAGUUAUGUAUGGAACUUUAAUCAAUGGGUUGUGUAAGUCUGGAGAAAUAAGAGUUGCUCUCCAAAAGCUUUGGAAAAUGGAGGGUCAGUUUGUUAGACCGAAUCUUGUAAUGUACAAUAUUGUUGUUGAUGAUUUGUGCAAAGAUGGACUUUUGAAUGAUGCACUGGAUUUGUAUUUUAAUAUACUUGGUCAAGGAAUUCCCCCUGAUAUUGUCACUUAUACUUCAUUAAUAUAUAGUUUUUGUCAUGUGGGCCAAUGGAAAGAAGCUGGAUUAUUGCUGAAUGAGAUUUUUGUUAAAGACACCAGCCUAGAUGUGUAUACCUUUAACAUAAUAAUCGAUGCAUUAUGGAAAGAACAGAUGCUAUUACAAGCCUAUGAUUUGUGCGAUGUGAUGAUUCUAAGGGGUCAGCAACCAAACAUUAUUACUUACACAAUUUUGAUGAAUGGAUAUUGUUUGAACAAUAAAGUUAAUGAGGCAAGAAACUUAUUUGAUAUGGUAAUUGAAAGGGGUAUUGUGCCAGAUGUUUGGAGUUAUAACAUCUUGAUUAAAGGUUAUUGCAAGAUUAACAGAGUGGAUGAGGCCAUGAAUUUGAGGAAAAAUAUGUUUCUUAAGAACAUAGUUCUAAACAUUGUAACUUACAAUUCUCUAGUUGAUGGCUUGUGCAAAGUUGGUAGAAUCUCGUCUGCGUGGGAGAUUGUUAAUGAAAUGCAUUACUGUGGUCAACCAUUCCCUGAUUUAAACACUUAUAAUAUCCUUUUAGAUUUCGUGUGCAACAACCAGCAUCUUGAUGAGACAAUUGCAUUAUUUAAAAGUCUCAUCUUCGAAAGAAAUUUUGUUCACACUAUCUUAAUUAGUGGUUAUUGCAAGAACAAAAGAUUUGAUGAAGCCGUGAAACCUUUCCAAUAUAUGUGUUCCAAGAAUUUGGAUCCAAAUAUUGAAACUUACAAUAUAUUGUUACACGCGUUAUGCGACAGGCAGCAACUUGGCAUGGCAAUUAUACUAUUAAACCAAGUUGUUGAUGAUGAUAUUUGUCCUAAUUUGUACACAUACAAAAUACUUAUACAUGGUCAAAUAGGUUUUGCACUCUCGGUAAUGAGCAAGUUUGUUAAGUGGGGUUUUAAGUCAAGUGCUAUAACUUUUACUACACUAAAGAAGGGGUUGUGUCUUAGUGGUAAGAUUUUGGAUGCACUUUACAUUAAUGGUAAAAUAGUUGCAAAAGGAUUAGGGUUUGAUGAAGUUAGGUACGGAACCUUAAUCAAUGGGCUGUAUGGACUUUUGAAUGAUGCACUAGAUUUGUAUUUUAAUAUGCUUGGUCGAGAAAUUUCCUUUGAUAUUGUCACUUACACUUCAUUAAUAUAUGAUUUUUGUCAUGUCGGCCAAUGGAAAGAAGCUGGAUUAUUGCUGAAUGAGAUUUUUGUUAAAGACACCGACCUAGAUGUGUAUACCAUUAACAUAAUAAUUGAUGCAUUAUGCAAAGAAGAGAUGCUAUUACAAGCCCACGAUUUGUGCGACGUGAUAAUUCUAAGGGGUCAGCAACCAAACAUUACUACUUACACAAUUUUGAUGAAUGGAUAUUAUUUGAACAAAAAAGUUUACGAGGCAAGAAACUUAUUUGAUAUGGUAAUUGAAAGGGGUGUUGUGCCUGAUGUUUAG
Molecule: messenger RNA, 2004 nt
Organism: Arachis ipaensis
Lineage: Eukaryota; Viridiplantae; Streptophyta; Magnoliopsida; Fabales; Fabaceae
Source: RefSeq, a predicted model, not a curated record